CAUCUGCGAGCACGAUAAGGAAUUUGUUGUAAUGGCUUCUUCUUCUUCACUACGUCUUAUAAAUGACAACAGCGCAAACAGUCCUAAAAACAGUAACAUGGACAUUGCUGAGCAUGAUGAGGAGUUCACUGUAAUGGCUUCCUCUUCAUUACCACUCUCGGUAAUCGAUGACGGCCCAAACAAUCCUAAUUGUAGCAGCAUCAAUAUGGCGCAGGAUACUGAUGAAUAUGGCCCAGUCUCUUCCACUUCAUCCUUGCAAAGAACUACUACCAUCGACACGGCACACCUUACCAAUGAAUAUGUUUCAGUGGUUUCAUCUUCAUCUUUGCAAAGGACUAGCAGCUCCGAAUUCGAUCAGUUGGAACUGUACAAAGCUGUGCUCAAUGGUGACUGGGAAAGUGCUUCACAAUUAUUGAAGAAUAAUCCACGAUUAUUCUCCGCCCGGUUCGGAACAGAUGAAUCCCGAAUUCUUCACAUAGCAGUUGAGUUAGGAGAGGCCAGAAUGGGUUUCGUGGAGAAGUUGCUUAAGUGUAUGCCAAGUGAGGCACUGGCUCUGCGGGAUUCUGAUGGCGCCACUGCCCUUUUCAACGCUGCAAGGGCUGGCAAUAUAAAAGCAGUCAAGUUGUUAGUGAACGAAAACCAAAACUUGCCCAAUAUCUGCAACCGCCAAGAUUUUGCGCCUCUUCACAGCGCUGUUAGGUAUGGUCAUAAAGAGCUGACUUUAUAUUUAUUAAGCGUCACCAGAUAUAAUGAACCUCCAUAUCCUUUCUCAAAUUCGCCUGGAUUGGAACUUCUGCGCAGAGCACUAAUGGUGGGGUUUCAUGUAUUGGCUAAAAGGCCUUGGGCUUUCCCAAGUGGAAGUCGCUUCAACUUAUGGCAACUCAUAAUAUAUCACUGUGUUCCUGUGAAAUUAAACCAUUUUCUUAGUCAACCUAAUAGAGGAGGCAUGGAGAGUCAAGUUGGUAGCUAUGAACCAUCCACACAAAUGUGUUGUUGGACUCGAUUGUUCAAAGCUUGCCGAAAGGUGAAUGCAAUAUUCUGGGAACUGGUUGUAUGGUUAGUACCACCCAUCAAGCACAUCCAAGAAACAAAAACAAUGCAUACUCUGACUCUUCAAUUGCUUAACCACCUAUGUACUGAGGUUUUGAGAGUAUCAAGAGCACAGGGAAUAUUUAGACAAUCAUUCAUUAAUGGUGCAAAAUAUGGGAUUCCCGAGAUUCUGGAAGAGAUUAUAAAGUCAUAUCCUUAUGCACUCGAGUAUCUAGAUGAGGAUGUAUUCAAAUUGGCAGUAUUAAAUCGUUAUGAAAAGAUUUUCAACCUCAUCUGCGAAACCGGUAUGCAUAGACAACUUAUAAUACGAACCGAAGAUGAUUCAAAUAACAUCUUGCAUUUGGCUGGAAAAUUGGCCCCUCCGCACCGGCUCAGUCUCGUUUCUGGUGCAGCUCUACAAAUGCAACGCGAGUUACAUUGGUUUAAGGAAAUUGAAAAAUAUGCCCCGAGAGCCUUCAAUGAAUCUAAGAACGAAAACAAAGAUAAACCGAAAAUGGCAUUUAUAAAGGAACAUGAAAAGUUGAUAAAAGAAGGGGAGAAAUGGAUGAAAGGCACUGCAAAAUUUUACACAUUGGCAGCAGCGCUUAUUGCUACUGUAGUGUUUGCAGCAGCAAUUACCAUCCCGGGUGGCAACCAUGAUGAUACUGGCAUACCAAAUUUCUCCAAAGAAAUUGCCUUCAAAGUUUUUGCAGUUUCGGAUGCGCUUUCCCUCUUCUUAUCCAUUGCUUCGGUGCUGAUAUGCCUAUCCAUUCUCACGACACGAUAUGCAGAAGAUGAUUUUCUUUUUGCCCUUCCCAGGAGGUUGAUAUUUGGCCUUGUUACUCUAUUCCUCUCUGUGACAUUCAUGAUUCUCUUUGGUGAAAAGAAGGCAUGGAUUCUUAUCAUGAAUAUUGAUGAUAUGCCUACGAGAUGA
Vitis riparia (riverbank grape) is the source of this 1963-nucleotide messenger RNA. RefSeq lists its product as uncharacterized. Lineage: Eukaryota; Viridiplantae; Streptophyta; Magnoliopsida; Vitales; Vitaceae. The transcript has 8 exons. The coding region runs from base 32 to 1963 and encodes 643 amino acids. The record is from RefSeq and is a predicted model, not a curated record. Gene Ontology annotation, molecular function: protein binding.